CCGAGGCGGUGGAUGGCGAAGAAGAGCAGAGGACCUGAUGCAACACAUCCUCAAGCUGACAGCCGGUGAUUGUAGAAGAGUACACAUUCGGAGCGACGAUGGCGAUCGCGAAGCAGCAAGCCGCUGCCAGGAUUCGACUCGCGGCGAUUUCCAGCCAUCUCCGACCCAGUCCAACCUCCAGAAGCCCUACAACCCAAGAUCAACACUCUUCUAGCAUUAGUGCGCGUCGACCUUCAUCCUCCGAAGCACCUGCACCCUCCUCGGCCCUGAAGAACAACAACGAAUCCUCCCCGAUUGCUGCCUCACAAUGGACCCAGCCUCACAUUUAUCGCUAUUGGGUGCCCGUCCAAACCCGUUGGUCUGAUAAUGACGUGUACGGGCACAUGAACAACGCGAAAUACUACGAGUUAUUUGACACGAUAGUGAACAAGUAUUUACGAGAAGAAUGUGCGGAAGACGAGCCAUCGAUGGGCCUAGUAGUCCAUUCCGGAUGCGACUAUCUGAAGCCGGUCGGGUUCCCGACCCGGGUGAUCCUGGGCUUGGCCGUCGAACGGAUCGGGAGGUCGAGUGUGGUUUGGCGGAUAGGCUUAUGGUCCUCCACUCGGGCCUCCAAUUCGACCCCCGAGUCCGGUCAGCCAGCUAGGGUUGAUAAUGCAAGGGACGAUCAGAUCGGAUGUCAUGCGGUCGGCAAGUUCGUCCAUGUCUUCGUCGACCAUUCUUCCCGAACGAAAAUCGACAUCAGUCCCGUCGUUCGCGCUGGUGCUUCACGUUUGCUCGUUGAAAAAUAAUGAUCCAAUACACACUUCCUUCAUCAGAAUCCUUUUUUUUUAAAGCAAUGUUGUAUGGUUUUUUGAUUCUAGCCACAGGCAUCAUCUCAUGUGUCAUGAUGUCCUGGGUACAACAAUGUCAUGAGCUUGAAAUGCCCCCCACAAAAAACGUCAAAAGAGAAGUGACCCCAACGUGACUUGAAC
Puccinia graminis f. sp. tritici CRL 75-36-700-3 is the source of this 971-nucleotide messenger RNA. RefSeq lists its product as uncharacterized. NCBI's taxonomy places the organism in Eukaryota, Fungi, Basidiomycota, Pucciniomycetes, Pucciniales, Pucciniaceae. Gene Ontology annotation, molecular function: fatty acyl-CoA hydrolase activity. The record is from RefSeq and is a predicted model, not a curated record. Bases 99 to 788 code for a protein of 229 amino acids. Gene Ontology annotation, cellular component: mitochondrion. The transcript has 3 exons.